This is a messenger RNA of Drosophila erecta, 713 nucleotides long. RefSeq names its product selenoprotein F. Gene Ontology annotation, molecular function: oxidoreductase activity. NCBI's taxonomy places the organism in Eukaryota, Metazoa, Arthropoda, Insecta, Diptera, Drosophilidae. Gene Ontology annotation, cellular component: endoplasmic reticulum lumen. The record is from RefSeq and is a predicted model, not a curated record. The transcript has 3 exons. The coding region runs from base 107 to 640 and encodes 177 amino acids.
AGGUCGUCCGAAUAAUAUAUGUUUCCCUUCUCCCCAUCACUAAGCUAAGAAAAUUUGUAAACAACGACGUGGACGUAGUAAAUUUAAUUAGAAUUUAGCCAGUAAAAUGCAUAAAUGUGCGUUCUUCCUUCUACUGGCAUUAAGUUGCCAGCAAAUCCAAGCCGAACUGACGGCCGCAGACUGCCGGGCGUUGGGUUUCAUAAAGGCCCAGCUAAUGUGCUCCAGUUGCGACAAACUGGAUGAUUUUGGACUGGAUACCAUCAAACCUCAGUGCAAGCAAUGCUGCACUUUGGAUCAACAGCCGGCGGCACAGCGUACCUAUGCCAAGGCCAUUCUGGAGGUGUGCACCUGUAAGUUCCGGGCCUAUCCGCAGAUUCAGGCCUUCAUCCAAAGUGGACGGCCCGCCAAGUUCCCCAACCUCCAGAUCAAAUACGUAAGGGGGCUGGAUCCCGUGGUCAAGCUCCUAGACGCCAGUGGUAAGGUUCAGGAGACGCUGUCCAUAACCAAGUGGAACACAGACACUGUUGAGGAGUUCUUCGAAACGCAUCUGGCCAAAGAUGGUGUCGGCAAGAGUUCGUACAGCGUGGUGGAGGAUGCCGACGAUGAUGAUGAAGAUUACCUGCGUACCAACAGGAUCUAAAAUAAGCAUUCCCAAACAUUUAGAUUAAUAAAAUCAAUAGAAAUUUCAUAGUUCGUACCAUUACCUCUCAAAA